Messenger RNA from Struthio camelus australis, 4149 nucleotides. It is a transcript of the gene HHAT, whose product is annotated as hedgehog acyltransferase. Lineage: Eukaryota; Metazoa; Chordata; Aves; Struthioniformes; Struthionidae. Gene Ontology annotation, molecular function: palmitoyltransferase activity. Gene Ontology annotation, cellular component: endoplasmic reticulum. The record is from RefSeq and is a predicted model, not a curated record. Gene Ontology annotation, biological process: protein palmitoylation.
CGGAGCAGCCCCCCUCCCGCCCCGGUCCGUACCCUGUAAAUCCCGCCUGAGGAAGGGGCGGGCGAGGAGAGCUCUUGCCCAUCUCAUUGGGAGGAAACUUGGCUGGAAGCUGGCUUAUCUUGUGGGUUAACUACAAAGUUGCGAUCGGUGCAGUCAACGGUGGAAAAGCUCUAAGACUAACGAUGUUACCAGCAUGGGAAGUGUAUCUCUAUGUGUUUAUUGCAGUUGGCUCUCACUUUUAUUCUUUCUAUGAAGUGUACAAAGUUUCCAGAAAAUAUGAAGAUGAAAUUGACAGGAAUUUUGGAUUGGAAGAGGGCGUUCUGUUUCGGGGGCUUAAAAAGGAUCCCCUGGAUUUUGAGUGGAGUUACUGGAUAGAAUGGGGAAGGGAACAUAUACUGUGGCUUCUGGUUGGUCAUCUACUGGUAUCACAAAUGUCCAGGCUCUUUAUGGAAAAGUAUAAGCCUUGGUGUCUGAUGGUUUAUGGAAUGGUGGCCUGCUGGUUCCUGUUAGGAAUCAAGGGUUUGGCAGUGAUAUUGCUACAUGCAAUUACUUCGUUUGUUGUGGCUCAGUUUAAGAUACCAGUCCUGACAUGGAUGUGCUCUCUUAUCCUGUUAUCCACCUUACGCAUACCAGCUGUGGAAGAAGCAAAGAGAAAAUGGUAUGACACUGAAAAUGAGUAUUAUCUGCUUCUGUUCACCAUGUCUGUUCGUUGCCUCUUCUACACUAGUUUCAGCCUAGAAUACUGUUGGCAUGGACCUACCCAGAAAUCAUCCCAUUCAUUCCUGUGGAUGCUGGCAUAUGUGUUUUAUUACCCUAUGUUCCACAACGGACCCCUUAUGAACUUCGAUGAGUUUAGUAAGCAGAUGAGGAGGCAAGAAGCCUUCAGUUUGAAGACGAAUCUUGGAAUUUUAAUCGUGGGCAUAAUUCGCAUUUUCUUUUGGUGGUGCUUGGCUGAGCUGAUGAUUCACCUCAUGUACAUCCAUGCUAUCUACAGUAGUUCUCCACCUUUGGAAGCUGUGUCAUACUGGGCUUUAGGUGGCCUGGCUUUAGCUCAAGUACAAUUUUUUUAUGUGAAAUACCUGAUUCUGUAUGGUGUUCCUGGCCUCCUCCUCCAAAUGGAUGGACUGAAACCUCCAGCUCUUCCUUGCUGUGUAAGCCGGAUGCACAGUUUCACUAAAAUGUGGAGAUGUUUUGAUGUAGGGCUACAUCGCUUUCUGGUCAGGUACAUUUACGUCCCAAUGGGAGGAUCUCAGGCUAGCAUGCUUGGAAGGCUCUUCUCUACAGCACUCACUUUUGCGUUUGUGAGCUAUUGGCAUGGAGGCCAGAGCUACCUUUGGUACUGGGGGACUUUUAAUUGGCUCGGAGUAAUUGUGGAAAAUGGCGUCAUGGGGCUACUCUCUGUUCCACUUAUUCAACGCUUAACUGAUCGUUUCUUCUCACCAAGAAUUCAUCGUCGACUUCAUGCUCUCCUGGCAUCUGUUUGCACUUCAAUGCUGAUUUUAUCGAAUCUAAUAUUUCUUGGAGGAAAUCACGUUGGAAAAAUCUACUGGAACAGGAUCUUUAUGGAAGGCUGGCCAUGGGCAACACUGUCUGUUCAUGGAUUCCUGUACUGCUUCUCGCACGUUGGAAUUGAAUGGGAGCGUACGUACGCGGCAAAUUGAGAAUGACACGGAGGUUUGGUGUCGUGAAUGAUUUUUAAGACGGUUCACAGGUUAACGGCUUCUCUACACUGGAUGUACUUCCCCUCUGCAGAAGAAUGUGCCAAACCAAAUAUAUGAUCACCGUGCUAAAACUGUAAGCUCAUUUAAUUGACUCCGGGUUGCAAAUUCAGCAAUUAAACCAGAAACACUGCUGGCUAUGGCAGGGGACAGGGAGAAAUUAUAAAGCAUUUUGAAUUAUGUUAUAUUUAUAAAACAGCAACUGAGUUUAUAUUGUUAUUAUGCUGCAUCUCAGAAUAGGUAUUUCACAUACAGUGAAGACCAUUUUUGUUCCUUCCAAUGGUUUGCUGCCUGUUUCGACACAUUAAAGAAAACUUUCCUUUUCCUACAUUGCACAAUCCAUUAAUCCCAAACUCUUUCAGCUUCUGUCCAAAGGCACACUGGGUUAUACUCUCCACUUGUUUUAUUCCAUGAAGGGCAGGAUGCUCAUCAUUUCUUUUUGAUUGCUUUCUGGUUUAAGCUAGAAUAUUUCUGCUGUUCUCACUGACUGCAAUUUUUCAGCCUUAAACCAUUUUUUUCUACUUACUGUAGCAAAGUCUGCUUUUCCUUUUGAAUUUCUUAAUCUAAAAUUCCUGAUUUAAACAAUUUCCUUUGCUAGUUUCAGGAGUUUUUUUUUUUUUUUUUGAAGAGGGAGCAGGGAGGCCAGUCUUUUCUUAAGGACCAGCUUUUCUUUUUAAUCAAAUACGACCUUACAGUUCCUCUUGGGCUUUUAGUGCUCUCUACCUUGUAUUAGCGCUAAAGCAUGUAACAUUACCUCUGUUAUGGGGGUGCAUCCCACCUUGAAGGGACUUGUUCAGUCUGCCGCCUGUUCUUUUCUGCUACAAAAGGAGAUAUUCCAGGUCCAUCUGAAUGGUAAACCUAUUUAGUUUUCUUCAUUCUCUGGUGUUCAGGCAAUCAGCUCCUGCAAGAGUAAAGAUGUAGCAGGAGUAGUGUUUUAAGAGCUUUAAAAAGAACAGACCCCCCCUCGGUUACAGUAGUACCAAAUUAGCCAAAGCUGCACGUCCUUUACCCACAACCAGCCCUGUUACAACAGCAUCUCUGCUAAAACACAGGGUUUCCCAGAGCUGAGAGAAAUUAUGCCUGUGUGAUUGCAAGCAUCAAAGCUGUGUGAGUGCUCCUGCACUUGCCAUUUUCUGAAGGAAAGGGAGAUCCUCCUCAGGUGUGACACAAGGGAUGUCCCCCAAGCAUAGAGCAGAUGUUUCUUUUUGAACGGAUAUCGAAGAGCAGCCUGGAGACCUUUAGUCACGUGGUCUAGACUUUCCAUUAGGCACAGCAAAAGGUCACCAGUCCUAGAGAAGGCUUCUGCUAACAGACUCUUCCUGAACCCAAAGCAGAACAAUUUCUGUCGAAACUUGUUCUGGGUGCCCUUGCAGCCAUUUCAGCUUGUUGGGAGGAGCAGAUAGUGUCAUCCCAGCCAUCACUACUGCAGCUUCAGAAGAGUCCGAUCGAGAUAAACCCUAUAACCAGAAAUUCAGUCCCUAAGAUAGACAGCUCAGUCCUUGCGUUUCUGAUGUCUCUGCUGCUCACAAUUAUGGCCACCUUCAUUUUCCCCUUCAUUUGUUUAUGAAGAAUUAAGGGCAGAGGCUUCAGUUUUUUACCUCUGAAACUCUGGUCUCAGUAGCUCCCUCCAGAGACUAAGCUCAUUGCUUGCAAGGCAGCCCCUCCGGCCCUUUACGUUUAGGGGAGGGUUCCCCCCAUCGGAGUGCAGUGAUUUCCCUGAGGAGCAGUUUCUAGGGUAAACAGUGGCCUGUUGACAGUCAGACUUACCAUGCAUGUGACUUGGCCAGAGACGUGGCUCUCCUGAUUGACUUACAAGGAUCCUCUCAAUCGCAGAGAAGUAUACUGCUCUCAGCCUGUGACUUUUCUACCAGUAUCUGAUAGUGGCCUCCAUUCUGGAGUAGAACUGAGCUAAGGGCAAGAAUUCCCUGAAACCUAACUCAAACUUUGUAAUUAGAUGGAAUUAGCAUUGGAGUAAAAAGUCAUGAGUCUGUUCUUCACUCUUAUCGAUUACCGUUAUAUGAAACGACUGGCUAAAAAGUGAUUAAAUUCCAAUUUGUAUGCAUGCAAAGCUUCCUACUGCAAUAUGGAAAUGACCUUGAAGGUCAACUAGAUUAUGCUUCCUUCUAAUUGUUUUUUUUAUACAUGUAUUUUUUCCAGUGCUUUACAUAUCUCCCACAGUUUUGUAUACUUUUUUUGUUUCUAAAAAUAAAGCUCAAACUGAGUGUUGGCUUGAGAACGUUGCCUUAGCUAUGGCUUGGUGUAAGAAAAGUAAAUGCAUCACUGCACUGAGGAAGCGUCAAUUAUUAUACACUGGAAGCCUGCAAGAUGGAUUUGAGCCACAUUAGUUACUUUUAGUCCUCUUGUGCCGUAUAUGGAACAUGCAGUCCUUAACAGAACAAGUGCAAAAAGCAAAUACACCUUUUGUAGAUUA